Molecule: messenger RNA, 657 nt
Organism: Boleophthalmus pectinirostris (great blue-spotted mudskipper)
Lineage: Eukaryota; Metazoa; Chordata; Actinopteri; Gobiiformes; Gobiidae
Gene: magoh
Product: mago homolog, exon junction complex subunit
Exons: 5
Coding region: 95-538 (147 amino acids)
Biological process (GO): RNA splicing
Cellular component (GO): exon-exon junction complex; nucleus; catalytic step 2 spliceosome
Source: RefSeq, a predicted model, not a curated record
UGCGCAUAGUGUUGACGAGGCUGUGAGCGUUGCUGUUAGCUCAGUUCGGUCCCGACGUGUUCGUCUAACAAAGACCACGAAGUUUACAGUGAAAAUGUCCACCAGCGAUUUUUAUUUGCGAUAUUAUGUGGGGCACAAGGGGAAAUUCGGACACGAGUUCUUGGAGUUUGAGUUCAGACCGGAUGGAAAACUGCGGUAUGCUAACAACAGUAACUACAAGAAUGACGUUAUGAUCAGAAAAGAGGCGUACGUACACAAAAGUGUGAUGGAGGAGCUGAAGAGGAUAAUCGACGACAGUGAAAUCACUAAAGAAGACGACGCUCUGUGGCCCCCUCCGGACAGAGUUGGCAGACAGGAACUGGAGAUUGUAAUUGGAGAUGAGCACAUUUCAUUCACCACAUCAAAGAUCGGAUCCCUUAUUGAUGUCAACCAGUCCAAGGACCCAGAAGGCCUCCGUGUGUUUUACUACUUGGUCCAGGAUCUCAAAUGUCUCGUUUUUUCUCUUAUUGGACUUCACUUCAAGAUCAAGCCAAUCUAAGUCUUUUUCAUUUCUGCUUAUUGUAUGUCCUUUAGCUAUUUUCCCAUUCUCAGAUCUGAUUUGUACAUUUGACUUUGGUGGAAUUGUUUUUUAUUUUAAAUAAAAUGUUGGAAAACAUG